AUGUCUAUGGUAGCCGUUACACCCUUUGUAGAAGGCGGUGUUCAUCCCCUCCAGUUGACGAGAGCGCUUGAGAAAGUCGCAGCAAUGCCCCAGCACCGGCCCGAUGAGAAGGAAGAUGACACUGCACUCCUAUCAGAAGGAUAUACAGAGUCCCAAGAAGAAAAAGGGAAAGAGAAAGAUUCUGGCUACGUUCCGCCUUGGUCGACGGAGACCCCGAAAGUCCCAGUCAUCUUCCCGGGUGAUGAUUCCGAAGAUAUGACUCUAGAAUACAGACAAUUCUUCCGCAACCUCGCAAUGAAGGAAUCAAUCAGAAUGCUCCUGCCCAAGUAUGGGCCAAACGACGGAAGAUACGAAGGAAAGCCUGAACAACCCAAGCCGUCAGGUCCGCUAAAAUUAUCCAAAGAACUCAGUGACCAGCUAGGAGAAAGUAUGAAGAGAAUGGGGAUACUUGAUCAUCCGGAGCUGCUGGCUUCGGACUCGAGCGAUGAAAGCACCGCUUCGAAGAAACGCACGCCGUCGUCAAUGCUGCCCCAUGGAAAGUCAUCUCGGAAGAAAGAUCGCCAGCGAAAUGCGAAUGACGCCAAUGUCAACAUUGACAUCCGACUGAGCCUUGACCAUGCCUUUUCCGCGCUGGUGCAAGGCGCGAAGCAAGGAGCCGAUGAUAGUUCCAAACCCGUGAAGAGCAAAGCCGUUUUUAAUGUGCACGAGUAUAUUGGCCCUCCGAAAAUGGGAGGCCUCGUUGCAACCGUUGGUGUUGCUGCUGCCGCUUUUGGGUUUUCUUUGGGGGCUAUUUUUUGUCGUUUUGCUUGA
Uncinocarpus reesii 1704 is the source of this 810-nucleotide messenger RNA. RefSeq lists its product as uncharacterized. The coding region runs from base 1 to 810 and encodes 269 amino acids. The record is from RefSeq and is a predicted model, not a curated record. Lineage: Eukaryota; Fungi; Ascomycota; Eurotiomycetes; Onygenales; Onygenaceae. The transcript is spliced from 3 exons.